This is a messenger RNA of Pelobates cultripes (western spadefoot toad), 442 nucleotides long. NCBI's taxonomy places the organism in Eukaryota, Metazoa, Chordata, Amphibia, Anura, Pelobatidae. The record is from the annotation of a GenBank genome assembly.
AUGUCUGAUAACACGGAGCCCACAAUCUCCCAAGAACUUAGAGAUUGGCUGGUCUCAACCAUUGCCGAAUCCAUUCCCAAGGCGUUAACCACCUUUCAUGAGAAGACUUCUGCCAAAGUCAAUACUACCGCACGCUUGCCUUCUGACUCCGAGGAUUCUCAACCCUCGGAUCAGGAGACCACACGUAAGCGCCCUUGGAAAGGGGAUAGUAGGUCUGCGGGCAAAGGUAAGGCUCCUGCCAAGUCCCUAAAAUUGACUGCCACUCAACCCGCCCACGCCAUCUCCGACCCCUUAGAGGGCUCUACUUCCCACACGGGCGAUAGGGUUGAAGAUUAUUGCCUUGAUUAUUCUGAUGAGGACCCUUCGGCGAAUGUGCUAGGGGAUUCCCCAUCAGAGUUUGUCAAGGAGACUUUCAUAUCACACAAAGAAUCAGAUGCAAAAA